This is a messenger RNA of Euleptes europaea (tarantolino), 885 nucleotides long. It is a transcript of the gene MRPL19, whose product is annotated as mitochondrial ribosomal protein L19. Lineage: Eukaryota; Metazoa; Chordata; Lepidosauria; Squamata; Sphaerodactylidae. Gene Ontology annotation, molecular function: structural constituent of ribosome. Gene Ontology annotation, biological process: translation. Gene Ontology annotation, cellular component: ribosome; mitochondrial large ribosomal subunit. The coding region runs from base 1 to 822 and encodes 273 amino acids. The record is from RefSeq and is a predicted model, not a curated record. The transcript is spliced from 6 exons.
AUGGCGGCCGCCUGCAAAAAGAUCUUGGGGACGCGAGGCGCCUACCGUAGGUACUUUUCUGUCUCAGCCUUUCUCAACUGUAAAGAUGGACAACAACCAAAAUUUAAGCCACCUCCAAAGCCAGUCAUUAUUGAUGAAUCAAAACCUCUCGCAGCAGAAAGACGAUUCUUGAGUCCUGAAUUCAUACCUCUUCGAGGAAGAACAGAUCCUUUAAAACACUACAUCGAAAGAAGAGAUAUGGUCCAGAGGAGAAAAGUAGUGAACAUUCCGGAGUUCUACGUUGGGAGUAUCCUCUCUGUUACGGCGGCAGAUCCUUACGCCCCCGGAAAGAGGAGCACUUUUGUAGGCCUCUGUAUCCAGCGCUCAGGGAAAGGGCUUGGUGGGACCUUCAUUCUUCGGAACAUAAUAGAAGGACAGGGAGUGGAAAUCUGCUAUGAGCUGUACAACCCUCUGAUCCAAGAGAUCAAGGUUCUGAAGCUGGAGAAGAGGCUGGACGACAACUUGAUGUAUUUACGAGACGCGCUUCCGGAAUACAGCAAGGUGGACGUUAACAUGGUGCCUGAACCUCUCGCAACCAAUGAAGAGGUUCCCGUCAACAAGAUGAAGGUCAAAAUGAAACCUAGACCUUGGUCCAAACACUGGGAACAUCCAAAAUUUAACAUCCAGGGCAUCAACUUUGACUUCUAUCUUACGGAAAAAGACAAAGAGAAAGUGGAAGAAUGGAGCAUGCCUUGGAGAGAAUUUGAUAUGAUGAAAGAAUAUGAUACAUCAAAACUUGAAAAGCAUAUUUGGGAAGAAGUGGAUAAAGAACUAAAAAACUAAGUUAUGUAAUUGUGGAAGACUUUGUCCAGAAAGACCAACUCCAUCCAUUUUAGUAUACUGUUU